Messenger RNA from Lobosporangium transversale, 606 nucleotides. RefSeq lists its product as hypothetical. The record is from RefSeq and is a predicted model, not a curated record. Lineage: Eukaryota; Fungi; Mortierellomycota; Mortierellomycetes; Mortierellales; Mortierellaceae. The transcript is spliced from 4 exons. Bases 1 to 606 code for a protein of 201 amino acids.
AUGUCAAUCUUUAGGAAUAAUGAACUGAAUAUAUCAGGAGAUCUGACGACGAUAGAUGCAAAGCCCGUAUUCCCACUAAAAGCAGAUAUAGUACCCUUCGAUGAUAUCAUCCACUCUCGGACCGCCAUAGCUCGGAGGGCUUGGCGAAAGUAUCGAAGUUCCAGUGACCAAUGUUUGAGGCGAUGGGAAUAUGUUGCUGAGCAGACAUGUUGUGCCACCCGUGAAUCUUCUAAAUUAUAUGGAAAGAUCUUUGAAGCGGGAUACUUAGAAAAGAUUAGUGGAGUCAAUCGCGUUCAAGUCAAGGUUCCAAAGCUUUGGUGCCAUUGUGAAACCCUUGAAUCCCACAGACUGAAUGCACCCAUUAUUAAUGGGGUCAACAAACGAACAAGAUUUGUUGCUCCAAACUCGCAGAAAUCAUCCUAUUCAAAUCGAGCUCUCGGAUAUCGUGUACUUAAGCUAUUGAUAUAUAAAGAAUACUUUGCUAGCGGUGAUCAUGAGACAAGCCCUAUUGCCACCAUAUCUUUUUGCCAUAAUAAUGACCGUUGGCUACAACAAAUCCUUGAGAUCGCGUGCCCCGGCCCCCCACUACAUUUUUGCCACAUCUAG